GAUUGUAUGUAGUACGAGAUUGUACUUUUGACUCUCCAGUUUUGUAGAAAGCGUACAACCGUUUGUCCACUAAAAGCAAAAAAAUAAAUUCGACAAGAAACGCGUUUGCCGACUAUGACGAAUCUUACGCGCAUAUCCGGGAGUUUGCAUCGGUUGACAGUGAGAGUUUGUUCAACCUCACCGCUGCCUUUCUGCAGGAAUAAUGUUUUAUACUCACACAGUUUCAGUGAAUCUGCAACUGCUGUCAGAUGUUUUACAAGAGACUCACGUUACAGAAGCAGUAACAGACAUUACGCCUCAUCAGCACAUAAAACUGUUCGCAUCGGAUGCGCGUCAGGGUUUUGGGGCGAUACUGCAACGUCAGUUCCUCAGCUCAUAUAUGGUGGGAAAUUGGACUUCCUUGUGUUUGAUUAUCUGUCUGAAAUCACUAUGUCACUGCUCUCAGCAGCCAAAGCUAAAGCACCUAAUAUGGGAUAUGCUCCUGAUUUUGUCCUUUCCCUUUCUCCAUUUAUUAAGGAUAUCAGCAAAAAAGGUAUUCGUGUGGUCAGUAAUGCUGGGGGUGUCAAUCCUCUUGCCUGUGGAGCAGCUCUACAGGAAGUAGUUCAAAAGGCAGGACUUGACUUGAAGGUAGCUGUGGUGACUGGGGAUGACCUGAUGCCACAGAAAGACUCUUUGACUGAACUCAGGAUGGCUGAUUCGGAGGGAAGGAAACCACUUCCAAAGACCGUCCACAGCAUGAAUGCGUAUUUGGGCGCCCUCCCUAUUAAACGGUGCCUGGACCUCGGGGCUGAUAUUGUGGUGACGGGACGUUGCGUGGACAGCGCUGUGGUUCUUGGACCGCUGAUGCAUUCGUUUGCAUGGGACUGCAAUAACUAUGACCUGUUGGCUGCUGGAAGCCUUGCUGGUCAUCUGAUUGAGUGCGGCGCACAGGCCACAGGAGGAAUUUUCACAGACUGGCACACAGUUCCUGACUGGGAUAACAUGGGCUUCCCAGUGGUAGAAUGUUCUGCAGAUGGUUCAUUUACACUGUCCAAACCUCCAAAAACUGGUGGGCUGGUUUCAUUUGGUACAGUGGCAGAGCAGUUAGUCUAUGAAAUCGGAGACCCACAGCGUUACCUCCUGCCUGAUGUCACAUGUGACUUUUCCAAUGUCACCAUUACUGAGAUACCAGAUGUGGAUGGUGGAACAGUGAAAGUAGGUGGUGCCAAAGGAUCACCUCCAUCAGGUGACUACAAGGUUUGUGCCACAUAUAUGGAUGGGUUUAGGGCGACAGCGGUUUGUCCUGUUGGUGGUCCAAGAGCUGUGGAAAAAGCCAGAAGAACAGCAGAGAGCAUUAUUAAGAGGACCCAGAGAAUUUUCAAACAGCUGGGUUUGGAGGACUACGCUGAAGUCAACAUUCAGGUUCUGGGUGCUGAGGACACAUAUGGACCACAUGCGGCCAAUACAAGUCCUCGUGAGGCUGUGGUUUGGAUGGCCGUCCAUCACAAACAGAAGAAAGCGCUGGAGUUUUUCUCGAGAGAGGUGGCACCAGCGGGAACUGGCAUGGCUCCAGGACUCACAGCUAUUGUAGGAGGGCGACCAAGAAUAUCACCAGUGCUGAAACCUUUCUUUUUCCUGCAUCCCAAGGCAGAUUUGGAGGUGCACAUUCAUGUGAAUGGGGAGCUUGUGGAGACACACAGAGAGGCAGUAUCAGACCCUUCAUUAGCUGAAGGACACGACCCCUCCCUUCGCUCAGAGGAGCACAGCCCAACACCCACAGAUCUGCCCUCUGGCCCGCAUACCUUCAGACUGGAGGAGUUAGCAUACACGCGCAGUGGAGACAAAGGGGACUCCUCAAACAUCGGGGUUAUUGCAAGACACCCACUGUAUUUCCCCUACCUGAAAAAGUGUUUAACUGCUGAAGUUGUGGAGCAGUAUUUCCAACAUUUGAUCAGAAAGGAUCAGACUGGCCUACCCUCCGUCAAACGGUACGAACUGCCUGGUAUUCAUGGUCUGAACUUCAUUCUUCCAAACUCACUUGGAGGGGGAGGGGUGGCGUCACUGCGCAGCGACCCUCAGGGAAAAGCCUACGGGCAAAUGCUACUUGACUACAAACUGAGAGGUCUUCCUGAUUUGAAAUCACUGGUCGAUUAAAAUGGGCAAGGACAGAAUAAUGUCAGCGGUUUUAUGGGAAAUCGUUCAAACUGCGAUGUUUUGACCCGCAUUAGCAUGCGCUAACAGCAUGACCUCAGCGACGCAGAGUGAUCAAUGGCAAGUGGAACGCGAGACAUGUGAAGAGUUCAUUUGUCAACGGCCGACAGACAGAUCCAGCAGUUUCUCAUUGUGCGCAUGCAGAGCUUCUUGGCUUCACCUCAAUGCAACGGGGUGUCAUUCACAGCAAACACAUACACGCUCGCAUCGAAAUCACUCUCUCUCAAAACUCUCACAUUUUUCACAAGCGCAUUCAGCUGUCACAUACAGACGCUGGGAUGCUUGGGGACAAAACAGGGAAGGAAGAUAAAUGGCUUGUCAUUUAUCACCCGCUAUCUUUCAGCGCUCCACUGCUGUUCAAACAAGCAACUGCCCAGAGAGAGAACCGAAUAAUCACUAAUCACUCAACAUUCAGCUUUUGCCCUCACCGGGACACCUUUGUUACCACUGUGACACUGAUUUCUCCUCCUGUCCAUCAUUGCUCUCCCACUAAACUGAACCUCAGGGGGAGGGCGGCUUCUUGGGGCAGCUUUAAUCCUUUCUUUAUCUUUGAGUUAAGACUGUUUUGCAUCAUUUUGCUAACACUUUACCACUUAAUGUCCUCAGUGUGGGUUUUAUAAACUUUGCAUUAAGGAUUGUAUGGAGCUGGACUAUUUACAAGACAAUCAGCACUCUUAGUUAAGACCAUUAGUGCCAUUGGUAUUCAUUAGUAGUGCUGCUGAACUCGUGGUGAAUUCAGCCCUUUUCUGUUUUGGAAAUGUGAUGGCUGCAUUUCUGGGGACUUUUAAUAGAGUGCUGACAUGUGCUCUGUCUGCACGUCCUGCAAACCGGUCUAUUGGUAAAAGGAGCUCUUGUUUGGUGCGGUCUGGGUGAAUGUAUUGAGGACUUUAAUUAUUGCCACAUGGCAUGAACCAGCUCUCAACUUCAAACCACCGUUAGCCAAACUUGCUGCUCUCACUUUUUCCACAUUCAUCUACCCCGCUUGUACCUACAUCAGAGAAAGUCCAGACACCCCUGGAGCUAUGAGACCUUCGGUUUAACUGAUUUAUUUGUUCGUUUUCCAGCAAUUAUAGAAUAAAUAGAUUUGCAGAACAAAAUUUGAGUUCACAAAUGAAUAGAAGAUUAAUCAACAGCGUAUCUAAACAAUUUAACAAUUUAAUUGUAUUAAUUAUUUUAUGGAGUAGGCUUUAAAUAACACCAUUUCAGUCUUUCUACUUCAAAAGUUCAUGUUUAAUUCAUUGGUACUUUCCAUUUCUUUGUAACAAUUUGUGAAAUUUGCUUGCAAUUUCUGAGUGAAAAUCAUUUGAGUAAAUUUUCCCUCUUCACACACACACAAUACACAAAAUGUGACCCUGGAUCACAAAACUUAACUAGUUUUAAAUAGCAUGGGUAUAUUUGUAGCAGUAGCCAAAAAUACAUUGUAAGGGUCAAAAUGAUCGAUUUUUCUUUUAUGCCAAAAUUUCAUUAGGAUAUUAAGUAAAGAUCAUGUUCCAUAAAGAUAUUUUGUAUUUGUCCUAACUUAAAUAUAUUAAAACUUAUUUUCUGAUUAUUAAUAUGCAUUGCUAAGAACUUUAUUUGGACAACUUAAAAGGUUCCAGUUUUUUAAAUAGUUGUAUCUCGGCCAAAUAUUCUCCUAUCCUAACAAACCAUACAUCAACUGAAAGCUUAUUUAUUUAUCUUAAUAUCUUAAUUUCAGUUUCAGAUAAUAUCUCAAUUUAAAAUUUGGUUUUGUGGUCCAGGGUGAAAACAAAUAACGUUA
Molecule: messenger RNA, 3949 nt
Organism: Labeo rohita (rohu)
Lineage: Eukaryota; Metazoa; Chordata; Actinopteri; Cypriniformes; Cyprinidae
Exons: 21
Coding region: 115-2133 (672 amino acids)
Source: RefSeq, a predicted model, not a curated record